This is a messenger RNA of Salmo salar (Atlantic salmon), 2038 nucleotides long. RefSeq names its product integrator complex subunit 12. NCBI's taxonomy places the organism in Eukaryota, Metazoa, Chordata, Actinopteri, Salmoniformes, Salmonidae. The record is from RefSeq and is a predicted model, not a curated record. Gene Ontology annotation, biological process: snRNA 3'-end processing. Gene Ontology annotation, cellular component: integrator complex.
AUUCAAAUACAUACCACAAUUAAAUGUAAACCUUGUAUUACAAAAUGAUUUAUCCACUAUAUAGUUAUAGUGGCGUACUUUGAAUACAGUCUAGAUAAUCAAAAUAUGCUACGGGUAAUGGUCGAGGUCCGUGCAACAAAUUAGCUUGCUUGUUUCUUCGGAUGUAUUUAGUGGAUGGACAAGAAUGCCGCUAGGAAAUAAAGGCGUUUCAGCUACAGUAGCUCAAAUGCCACUUGUUAAGUUACUGUAAAUAUUUACGUGUCAUAAUAACCACAUUAGUGUGAGAAAUACACGUUAAAGAUAUUUGAGAGUAAGCUCAGUGUGAUCAUGGCUGCAUCAGUGAGUCUGGAGUUGGACCCUGUCUUCCUAAAGGGACUGGGAUACCUGCACUCAAAGAGCAAAGACUCUGUGGAUAAACUCAGAGCUCUGCUGGACGAGUCUCUAUCUGGCAGAGGGAGUGAUUCCUCUUACCGCUCAUCACUGAAGGAGGUGGAGGUGACAAAGGUGUCGGUGUCCAAGAUGAGCAUAAAUAAACAGGACUCUAAGUCCUCCUCCAGCUCCUCCUCUUCAUCUAGCAGCAGCAGCAGCAAGUCCAGCAGCUCAGAGAAGAGCAAGAAGGAGGUGGAGAAGAGGCCUUCAGAAAAGGUGAGGGUAGAGCCAGGUGAAGGACCUGAACCGUCUAAAAAGCCUCGCCUGGAACCCAAGCAGCAGGAGAACCGCUCGUCCCCCGUCACAGUCCAGCCCUUCAAAGACAUACCUCUGCCUGACUUCUCCAACUUCGACGCGGAGACCAACGCUGACGACUUCGCCAUGGAGAUGGGGCUGGCCUGUGUGGUUUGCAGGCAGAUGACGGUGACGUCGGGCAACCAGCUAGUGGAGUGCCAGGAGUGCCACAACCUCUACCACCAGGACUGCCACAAGCCCCAGGUGACGGACAAGGACGUCAACGACCCGCGCCUGGUGUGGUACUGCGCCCGCUGCACCCGGCAGAUGAAACGCAUGGCCCAGAAGACCCAGAAGCCUUCACAGAAGCCGACACCAGCCGUUGUGUCAGCAGCCCCCGUGGUGAAGGACCCCCUGGUUAAGAAACCGGAGCUCAAGGUCAAACCCGACACAUCCAGCACCUUUCAGGCCUUCAAACGAACUGAGGUGAAGGCGUCUGCAGCAGUGUCUGCCAACCCCUCCAGUAGCAGCGGCUCCUUGCAGUCGGGCAGCGGCCUCACAGGGUGGGCCGCCUUCGGGGCCAAGACCUCCUCUGGCCCUGGCGCCAGCACCAAACCUGGCUCCUCAGGGCCAAGUGGAAGUAGCAAGACAUCCUCUACCCCGCCUGGUCAGAAACCUGCCGGACUCUCUGGGCUGGCCAGCUCUAAGACGGGUGGAGGAUUGGGCGGCAGUGGCUCCAAGAUGGCGAUCGGAGGAGGGAAUGGAAAUAAUGGUGAUGGUGGAAACGGCUCCAGCUCUGUGCCUCUGAAGCCUCCUCCACCUCUGACCCUGGGGAAGCAGACCCUAAACCGGUCCUCCAGUGGGGAGAACCAGGGGAGGGGGACAAGUCCUGGGUCCUCCCCCAGCGGGUCUCAGCCCAGCCUGGGAGGGAACGGCGGAGGGUCUGGGGGCAAUGGAGCAGGGAAUGGGAACGGUAACGGGUCGAAGGCGGCGGCUGAAGCGCCAGGGGGUGGCAAGGCGCCCACGUCCCAGGAGUCUCAGCUCAACGCCAUGAAACGCCUGCAGAUGGUGAAGAAGAAAGCGGCUCAGAAGAAGCUGAAGAAAUGAAUGGAAUGAGAGGAGUAGUGAGGGAAGGAAGAAAAGAAAGAAAGAAAGGGAGAAGUGUGUAAGUAAGACGUUAGAGGUGGAAGUUAUGAAUGGGAGUGCCAGAGCAUUGAAUUAACUGUAACAUGGAUGUAACCUAAUCCAUUUGAAUACUUGAAUUUCAUUGAUGUAUGAAAUGCUGCUGGAGAUACUGUUAGUGGCUAUAAUGUGCCUCUUCGUUCUGUCCAAACUCAGCCACGGCAAAAUGUAAUAAAAUGUAUUAUUUUUAUGA